GAGGGGUCGGGGCCCUUCCAAAGUGGGCGGCAUGGCAGACUCCGACGACCCCCCCCGGCUCCUCGUCGGGGAGGCCGGCGAGGCCCAAGGCGAAGAGGGCUCCCCUCAGAAUGACGCUUUCCCCCUCUCGUCUCUGGCCAACCUGUUUGAGAACGAGGAUAGCCCCUGCCCCACUGAGGCGGCCCAGCUCCCCCCCGGAUCGGGGGACAGCAAGCAGCAAAACCUGCGUAUGAAAUUCCACGGGGCCUUCAAAAAGGGCGUGCCCAACCCCAGGGACCUGCUGGAGUCCACCAUCUACGAGUCCUCUGUCGUCCCAGGGCCCAAGAAAGCCCCCAUGGACUCGCUUUUCGAUUACGGCACCUACCGCCAGCACCCCAGCGAGAACAAGCGCCGGCGGAAGAAGAUCAGGGAGAAGCAGACCCACAGCCCGAAGGCCCCGGCCCCCAACCCACCUCCAGUCCUCAAGGUGUUUAACCGGCCCAUCCUCUUCGACAUCGUGUCCCGGGGUUCGACUGCUGGCCUGGACGGGCUCCUCCCCUUCCUGCUGACCCACAAGAAGCGCCUGACCGACGAGGAGUUUCGAGAGCCCUCGACGGGGAAGACCUGCCUGCCCAAAGCGCUGCUCAAUCUGAGUGGGGGCAAGAACGACACCAUCCCCCUGCUCCUGGCCGUCGCGGACAAGACGGGCAACAUGCGGGAGUUCAUCAACUCGCCCUUCCGAGACGUCUACUACCGAGGUCAGACGGCGUUGCACAUCGCCAUCGAGCGUCGCUGCAAGCACUACGUGGAGCUGCUGGUGGAGAAGGGGGCGGACGUGCACGCCCAGGCUCGCGGCCGCUUCUUCCAGCCCAAGGACGAGGGCGGGUACUUCUACUUCGGCGAGCUGCCCCUCUCCCUCGCUGCCUGCACCAACCAGCCGCACAUCGUCCACUACCUCACGGAGAACGCGCACAAGAAAGCAGACUUGCGGCGCCAGGACUCACGGGGCAACACGGUGCUGCACGCCUUGGUGGCCAUCGCCGACAACACCCGGGAGAACACCAAGUUUGUCACCAAGGUGUACGACCUGCUGCUGAUCAAGUGCGCCAAGCUCUUCCCCAACACCAACCUGGAGGCCCUGCUCAACAACGACGGCCUCUCGCCCCUCAUGAUGGCGGCCAAGAUCGGCAAGAUCGGGAUGUUCCAGCACAUCAUCCGCAGGGAGAUCACGGAUGAGGACGCCCGCCACCUCUCCCGAAAAUUCAAGGACUGGGCUUAUGGGCCCGUCUACUCUUCGCUCUACGACCUCUCCUCACUGGACACCUGUGGGGAGGAGGUGUCUGUCCUGGAGAUCCUGGUGUACAACAGUAAGAUCGAGAACCGCCACGAGAUGCUCGCCGUGGAGCCCAUCAACGAGCUGCUGCGCGACAAGUGGCGGAAGUUCGGGGCCGUCUCCUUCUACAUCAGCGUGAUCUCCUACCUCAGCGCCAUGGUCGUCUUCACCCUCGUCGCCUACCACCGCCCCAUGGAGGGCACGCCGCCGUAUCCCUACACGACGACCAUUGACUACCUGCGCCUGGCCGGGGAGAUCAUAACCCUCUUCACCGGAGUCUUGUUCUUUUUCACCAACCUAAAGGAUCUGUUUAUGAAGAAGUGUCCAGGGGUGAAUUCGUUCUUUAUAGAUGGCUCCUUCCAGCUGCUCUACUUCAUCUACUCGGUGCUGGUGAUUAUCACAGCAGCGCUGUACCUGACGGGGAUCGAAGCUUACCUGGCUGUCAUGGUCUUUGCCCUGGUCCUGGGCUGGAUGAACGCACUUUACUUCACCAGAGGCCUGAAACUUACAGGGACCUACAGCAUCAUGAUUCAGAAGAUCCUCUUCAAAGACCUUUUCCGGUUCCUCCUGGUCUACGUGCUCUUCAUGAUCGGCUAUGCUUCAGCUCUGGUCUCGCUCCUGAACCCUUGUGCCAGUGCCGAGGCCUGCAACAAAGACAAGUCCAACUGCACGGUGGCUGCCUACCCAUCCUGCCGGGACAGCAAGACCUUCAGCAACUUCCUGCUGGAUCUCUUCAAGCUGACCAUUGGCAUGGGCGACCUGGAGAUGAUCGAGAGCGCCAAGUACCCCGGCGUCUUCAUCAUCCUGCUAGUCACUUACAUCAUCCUCACCUUCGUGCUGCUCCUUAACAUGCUGAUCGCUCUGAUGGGGGAGACAGUGGGGCAGGUCUCCAAGGAGAGCAAGCACAUAUGGAAGCUACAGUGGGCCACCACCAUCCUGGACAUCGAGAGGUCCUUCCCGGUGUUCCUGAGGAAAGCCUUCCGCUCGGGGGAGAUGGUCACUGUGGGGAAGGGCACCGAUGGCACGCCGGACCGGAGAUGGUGUUUCAGGGUCGAUGAGGUGAACUGGUCUCACUGGAACCAGAAUCUGGGCAUCAUCAAUGAGGAUCCAGGCAAGAACGACACCGAUCAGUAUUAUGGGUUCUCCCACACAGUGGGCCGGCUGCGCAGAGCAGAUCGCUGGUCGAGCGUGGUGCCCCGGGUGGUGGAGCUGAAUAAGAGCUCGCAGCCGGAGGAGGUGGUGGUCCCGCUGGAGAACAGGGGGAUGUCCGAUGGGCACGAGUGGAAGCAAGGGCAUCCCUCAGGCUGGCGGAAAGAGGACUCCUACAUCUAACAGUGGGCUCAGGCAUGAAGGGAGAAGCCAGCGCCGGCUCUGUCCUCUGCUGCCCACCAUGCACAGACCCCGGCGUGGGGCAGCGGGGCUGACGUGCACAACGCAGGCAGGAACCAACCAGCAACGGAGCUUCUGAAACAGCCUCCCUCCUGCCAGCGGCAUGCAGCGCAUCGCCGGAGCCCCCGGCUCUCUCCUGGAGCCCUGCGCGCAGCCCUUGGGUCUGAAAGGGCUCGUCCAGCAGGGCCCUGGCUGCCUCAGACACAGCAGUGGUGAAAUAAUCAUUUUGCUAUUGUUAUUUCCAAGCGCCAAGCCUCUGGCUCCAAACCCUUUGAGCCUGACCGUCGUGACGUGCAGAGCAGGGCUGUAGAGAGAAGAGGGAUUUGCAGGGAAUGUUCAUGAGAUGCUCACGGGGCAGCAUCUAACUCUGCCACCCCCAAGCCCUACGGUGUGCCCAUGCCCGGCUCUCAUCCUGCACAUGCUGGUGUGUGUGUGCGGGGGCCCUGGUGGAGAGACCGGCCGGUGCUGAGAUGUCACUUCCCGGGCACCGUGCCUGGGCUGCCCUUGGCAUGCACUCCCCUUGCUGGGCAGCAGCCAGUCGGCGUGCAGAGCGUCUCAGUGGGAACGCCGUGCAUACCCAUGCCCUUGGCACCAGGAUUCCAGCUGCAUGGGGAACUGCCCAGUGCCCCUGGGGAACGAGCUCAUGUGCCUAGUGAGUGUCACCAGUGAGCGUGUUGUGCACAAGGAACCCCAGUCCCAGCCUCAGCCAUGCGCGGACCUCCAGGGGCACCGACAUUUGCACGAGCUCCCCCAACAAUCGGCUGGGGAAGGGGACACCAUUGUCCAGCCGACGGACAGGAAAUCUGUCUGAGCUGCCUCCUCCCAGGAGCCGGCGUUCAAGCCUGACCUUUGCUUUCUGCAAAUGUCAGUGCUGGCAAACCCGACCCCAGGGGUGCCCCGGCAAAGCCAAAGCACACGCCCUGCCCAGUGGCACACCCUGGUCCCAGGGCCUAGUGCAGAUCCCCCAGCCCUUUCCUAGCCAGCCCUCUUGAGAGUGGCUAGAGAACAGAGAUGGGUAAGAACCACAGCCAGGGAUCCAGCCUGCCCUGCACAAGCUGCGGGAGAGCCUAGAAAUCAACCUGCUCAAUGCAGGGAUGUUCCCUACAGCGUGUUCUCCAGGCCGUAGAUCAGCCUGUUUCCAAUACCCUGGGCAACGGGGCUCCCUCUCUCUCCCUGCAGAGGUUGCUUUCACCUUAACGUGGCUCUCUGAAGAGCAGACCUGGACCGAGGGUCAUUCACCUCCUGAAUGAGGGAGGGAUAGCUCAGUGGUUUGAGCAUUGGCCUGCUAAACCCAGGGUUGUGAGUUCAGUCCUUGAGGGGGCCAUUUAGAGAUCUGGGGCAAAAAAAUUGGGGAUUGGUCCUGCUUUGAGCAGGGGGUUGGACUAGAUGACCUCCUGAGGUCCCUUCCAACCUGGAGAUUUUAUGAUUCUCUGUCUCAGGCAGCUCCCUCCUUCACCCUGCUCUGUGCCACAGGUACCUUGCAGGCUAAUGGCACGGCUGCCCGUUUCCCUGCACAAAGUAUGUUAAUCAGUGAUCAUUUCCAGUGCUCCUUCCUGACAGAGCUAGAGUUAGAGCUGCCCCGUUUCCCUCCCUGCCUUGGCGGGACAGGGCUCCGUGCGGUGGAAUCGCUGCUGUUACCCACAGGGCAUCGGCUCUGUUAGCACCAAGGGGCUCAUCCGUCCACGGUCUCCCCUGGCACUGAGUUCUGUGCUGACAAAGGGCCUGAAGGUAUGUGCUGGGGCAGUGAUGCCAGCUGUCCAGAAGCUAAGGCCACCGAAGCUGGGUGAAGAGCCAGUGAAUUAGCUGCCAACAGACACAGGUUUUACAACUUUGUUUGCAAUCAGCUGAGGCAUGGCCCCGGCCACCAUUCCUCAGCCUUAAGGCUGCUCGCUGGCUCUGCCCUGUGCCCACUGUGUCCACUACGUGCUCUUUGGAAUUCCUCCUCUGUGACUGGUCACUUAAGUCACACGGCGUUGUUUCUGCUCCCUGACCGGAUGGUUCCCACGCCCACGGAAAUCUUCCAAGUUGGUCCUUGAAUAUUCAGGGGGUGAAUGCCUGUGCAAAUUCCUGCCAUGCAGUCAGUGUGCAAAGCCAUCUGUGCAUAAGUACUUGUGUCCCAUUUCUUCUCUUUGGAGGUGCUUGGGACCAAAAUCUCACUUGUGAGAAUGUUCAAGAGGAGUACAGCGGGGGGGCCGUGGACAGGCAAAGCACAAUCCUGAUGUUUACUCAAACGAAUGUUUGUCACUGCCAUUUGCCAGCCUUUGCCCCACUGUACUAGAGACGCAGGCAACUGGAGUUUGGGCCCCUUUCUACUGAACGGUGGGGCAUUCCAUUCAGUUCCAAAUCCCGUCUGGUAAAAACCACAGGCGUUCGUGAUGGAGAAGGCUUGGUAGCCCCGUUCCUUUCCCUUUGCUUUCCACUGCCAAUGCAGGAUUGUUCCUUGCUGCCUCAGGGAUUUGUCCAGCCUCGUUGUAACCGUCUCGUGAUGGACUCCCCUUGAGACGUUAGUCUCCAGACUGGUAGCUCUCCCCAGGCCAGCUCUAGCCAAGUUUCCAGCCUUAACAAGAGAGAUGGGAGUCAAGUUUUAAAGAAGCCACGAGAACUAGUCUUGAUGGUUCAGGUAGGAGAGUGGAAGAGCCAGUAUUCUGCAGCACUGACUUUCCAGCUGGUAUCUGUGACACCGGGAGAGAGACCCACCUAACCUGAGAGUAGUUUCACCAGGGAGUGAUAAAGUAGCUGCUAAGCACUGCCCUCUCUCUAGCUAUCGGGAGACGACUGUACCAUCCGUGGGGAGGAAUAUUUUGCUAGUCCGAAAGGGAGCAGGAGAGAUGAGAGCAUUAUCCAUUACAUCCAACAGGCCAGUGGUUGCGCCAUAUACAUUUUUGCACAAGAUUUAUACAACUAUUUAUUUAGUAAUAAAAACCAAACCACGCC
This is a messenger RNA of Caretta caretta (loggerhead turtle), 5635 nucleotides long. RefSeq names its product transient receptor potential cation channel subfamily V member 4 (gene TRPV4). NCBI's taxonomy places the organism in Eukaryota, Metazoa, Chordata, Testudines, Cheloniidae. The record is from RefSeq and is a predicted model, not a curated record. Gene Ontology annotation, cellular component: cilium; plasma membrane. Gene Ontology annotation, biological process: osmosensory signaling pathway; calcium ion import across plasma membrane; actin filament organization. Gene Ontology annotation, molecular function: protein binding; calcium channel activity.